AUUUGUAUGACACACGAAGAGACUAAAGAACAUAUAAAGAAAACCUGCUGUGACUUGUGUAAUGGUAGUUUUACAGAGAAAAAUCAUAAAGUUGCAGACCAUGAUCAUUUGACAGGUAGUUUUAGAAAAACGCUUUGUAACAGUUGCAAUUUAAAAUUAACAACGCCCAAGUUUGUUAACGUAUAUUUCCAUAAUCUUAGCUCGUACGACGGACACUUUUUAGUUAAAGCCCUUGGAAGAGAUACUAGUAGAAUAAGUGUAAUACCCGCUACAGAAGAAAAAUAUAUUUCUUUUUCAAAAUUUGUUUCAAACAAAUUUUCGCUAAGGUUCGUCGAUACAUUUCGUUUUAUGAGUACUAGUUUAGCGGCUCUCGCUGAAAAUUUGCGCGCCGCCGACAUAAAAUUAUUCAAAGAAACCGCAAAAGCGUUUUCAUCGGACGGUGACAUUGAUUUAGUGACCCGUAAAGGCGUGUACCCGUAUUCAUACACCUCAAGCUGGGAUGUACUCGAAGAAAAACAAUUGCCGUCAAAAGCCGAUUUUUAUAAUGAUCUNUCGAAGAAAAACAAUUGCCGUCAAAAGCCGAUUUUUAUAACGAUCUGUCAGAAACGCAUAUUGAUGAUGCCGAAUACAAACACGCACAAAACGUCUGGCAACAUUUCAAUUGUAAAACGCUCGGUGAGUACUCUGAUCUGUACCUGA
Messenger RNA from Daktulosphaira vitifoliae (grape phylloxera), 699 nucleotides. RefSeq lists its product as uncharacterized. NCBI's taxonomy places the organism in Eukaryota, Metazoa, Arthropoda, Insecta, Hemiptera, Phylloxeridae. Bases 7 to 699 code for a protein of 230 amino acids. The record is from RefSeq and is a predicted model, not a curated record. The transcript is spliced from 2 exons. Gene Ontology annotation, molecular function: DNA binding; nucleotide binding; DNA-directed DNA polymerase activity. Gene Ontology annotation, biological process: DNA replication.